Messenger RNA from Guillardia theta CCMP2712, 1500 nucleotides. RefSeq lists its product as hypothetical. NCBI's taxonomy places the organism in Eukaryota, Cryptophyceae, Pyrenomonadales, Geminigeraceae. The record is from RefSeq and is a predicted model, not a curated record. The annotation marks the transcript as partial. The transcript is spliced from 2 exons.
GACGCAAAGAACAAGCAGGCGCUGCAGUCUGUCAUUCCUUUGAUAGUGCUGGAAAGCUCAAGUCAAGGACAAACUCCGAGCUUGACAUUGAAUACCGUCAAGAAGCAGUUCAAGACGAUCUUGCAACCAUUCUACAGAGAAGAUCCAGACAUUGUUGAGAUGUUGACAGCAAACCUCAUAGCCAUCGAUCUUCUAGGUGAGCCUAGCAAAGAGUCUGGGAUCAGCAGGCUUGAGGAUCUGAAAGAGGAGCUCUUGUCCUCUCAAAAGUCGAGGAUAGAUGAUGCCGUCUCACUAGGAAUGCCAUUGACUGCAAGGCUAAAGGCACAGACAAGUAGUCUGAUCGCUGUUAUCAAACAAAAAGCGUUGUCUUCCUUGCGUGAUUGUAAAAGUCUUGAAGCCCUUGAAGACGUUUGCAACCUUGAGCGGGAAGUGCUGAAGAAGUUGAAGAAGCUCAAUGUUGGUGGAGCUUAUACUGCCAUGCAGACUAUCUCGACGACAAAGUCUCGCUGCCGCAAGGCCAUUGAAAGCAAGCUCAGACAGAAGGAAGAGGAGGCUGUGUGGAGCUUGUUUUCAAAGAUCAGCGAAGAGCUUGUGCGAUUGCAUGACGAGCUCUCAGAAGGAACGAGCAACUUCAGCGAUGCAAUCCUGCAAGAUGUCAAACACCAGAUCACGGAAAACCAAAACAUCCACGAAACCCUCAAGAACGACCUGCACCAGCAGGCCAAGACAGCUCUGGAGGACUACACGUUCUGGAUGCUCGCAAGAGAGGUAGAAGAGCUUACGAAAGCAGUCAGAGAUGGUGACUUGCCGAGCAAGAGGUCUGAGCUUCAAUCAAAGAUAGAGUCAAGCGAGAUCGAGUCGCGUCUCAAGGACUUGCUCAGGAAGCAUCUCGACCAUGCGUGUGGCGAAGAGAAAGUGGUUUUCGAUUCCAUGGAGGAGCAAAAAGCUGAGAUGGAGAGUUUUCGACAUCUUGUUCGUAAAUCAGCAACCGAGAAAGUGAAGAACAAAGACUACGACUUCAGCGCAGAGGCGAAAAAGAAUCUCAUGGGCAAACAGGGAAAGUCGCUUCGUCGAAGCGUGAGCUCAGAAUACGUACAAAGCGAGGUGAACUUCAUCCUGGAGUCUGCGGGGGUUCGUCUCCAGCAGGCGAAGAGACUCAACGACAUGAGCUUCAACAGAGACCAGCUGAAGGAGAGACAUGCGCUGAUAGUGAAGACACAUGACGCCUUGAACCGGUUUGAAAGUCAAGUGGAACAAUCUGUCUCCGAAGAAACUUUCUUGAGCCCCUCAUGUGAAGAGCUGAGGAGACUUGAGGAGGAGAUAAAAGGGUCAGAUAAGACCAUGGCACUGGACUUUCUCGUUGAGGAAAUCGCAAAGAAGAUAGAUGACGCUGAAAAAUAUAUCAAGAGCGCAAAGCUUGACAACGACGAGAGAAGCUUGCGGGACGAUCUCGAUCAAUGGGGUGAAAAGGUUGAAAAAAAAUGCCUUUAUUGGAGCUGA